Messenger RNA from Drosophila arizonae, 8699 nucleotides. RefSeq lists its product as uncharacterized. The record is from RefSeq and is a predicted model, not a curated record. Lineage: Eukaryota; Metazoa; Arthropoda; Insecta; Diptera; Drosophilidae.
UAGCCAUUAGUCGCGCUCGGCACGGCAAACGAUCGACGACAAUCGACGACGGCAGAUAGCUAACGACAACGCAUGGACGCGACGGUUUACCGUGCGCGAUUUUCAUUCAAUUUUCAACUCGAUCGAGUUCUAAAUACUCUACAGCAGCAACAACAGCAACAAAUACAAUACAAAACGAAAAACCUUUAAGCAAACGACACCGGGUGCCCCGCCGAAGGCCGGUUUCCAAAUAUAGUUGACGACGAGCAGCCGCGGCAGCGACAACAAUUGCCUGAUAAAACUAUACCAAAAAAACUGAAGUAAAAGUCGAGUCAACCGAAUCAAGCCACAAAAUGGAAUCAAACGGCAACGGCAACGGCCAUGGCAAACGCAACAAGAAAGGACGCAAAGCGCGCAAUGCAGCAUCACACACCACACAGCAUCAUCCGUGGGACGAAGGCAACACAGCAGCAGCAGCAGCAGCAACAUCUGUAGCAGCAGCAGCAGCAGCAUCUGCAACAACAACAGUAAAUCGCACUGCGUGCACCGGCACCGCUUUGACGCGAUUUCUGGUUUGCAUGGCACCUGUAUUUGUGUCGCUUCCUGGCGCUGGAACUGGCCCAAGUGAGCAGCCAACCAUAUUGCUGAUCAACGGCAUCAGCGACGACGCUCAGCUGCAAGUGAAAAGGGAAGAGGAAGGGGAAGAGGAAGAGGGAGAGACACCGAUACAGAAACAGAGCAAGGCGGCACUGAAGCUAGCCCUUGAGAAUAACAACGAACUGCCAGUCAGCGGUUUGAAUCAGCCCACACAGGUGCCCACCACGCCGGGCGGGUCGCAUUUGCUGGACUUUGAAUCUCAUCUCAUUGAGGACGUGAACAGGGCAGAGCAGAGCGGCGUUGGCAUCAAGGAGCUGCCGCCCAUCGAGCAGGAGCUGCAGACGGGCACAUCCAAGGUCGAGGCUGACGGAGUCUCGCAUGCCAUUGAGGUGGAGCCAGCGGGCGCCAAGACAAAGCAGCCAAUAGAGACUCUCGCACCGUCGCAUCAAAUUGCCGAAGUAGACGAGACGGCAACGGCAACAGCAACUGCAGCAGCUGCAGCAACGGAAGCAUCGGAGGCAGUGCGUCAGACUGCCGAGCAGCUGGUGAAAGACAUCGAGCGCGAGCUAAUUGAGAGCUUCAGCAAAGAUGUAGCACAGGCCAAGGCGGAGCAGGAAGAGCAGCUCAAGUCAGAGCUAACCGCAGUGAAUUCGCUCUCACAGCAGGUGGACGCCCAACUGAAUGAGCUGACCAGCAUACUCAAGACCAAGGUGCAGCCAAAGAUUGCCUUGGAGCAAGCGCGAACAGAAGAUAACUCAACGAAAAUCGCUGCCAACGAGCUGAAGCUUGUCGAAGUGCCAACACCCAAAUCGGAGGCAGAGGAGCAGCAACGCAAGGAGUUCAUCGACUCACUGCCACAAUUCGAACAGGAUCGCCUGGAUACCCACACGGAUGCGGAGGCCAAGCGUCUGUCCGCCGACUGCAAGCGAGAGUAUUACCAGUCGCUGAAGAAGUAUCUGCUGCAGAGCAGCCUAGACAAGCCGCCGGUGCCGCUGCAGACCUAUCGCUGGGAGGAUCUCCGCAGGGCCAGAGAGCGGGGUGGCUAUCCGUGGACACAUCUGUACAAGCGUCCCCUGGGACCCGACGAGGAGCCGGAGAUUGUUUUGCUGCUGCGCAAGUCGCAGGAGCUGCGCUUCAAGUCCGAAUCACCCAAGUCGCUGAAGAAGGUGCGCUACGACGAGCAGGUGCUGGUCAAGGAAACCGAGCGCUACAUACAGGAUCUGUCCGAGGACGAGGUCCUGGACAACACAGACGACGACGACAGCAGCGAGGAGUCGGAAGAUUCCGACGACUCAGAGCGCCGCUCCCACAACGAGGACACGCUCAGCGAGUGCAUCUCCUGUGUCUCCGACUCGGUGCUCGCCGUUGGAGGCCACGCGCGGCCAAGGAAAACGAAUCGCCUAGCGCAAAUACGUGACAUCAUCAAGCGCAGGCGCAGCGGACGCACUCAGGCCGACGCUCAGUCGCUGCCCGGCAGCUCGGCAAAUCCUAGUAGACAGGGCAGUCUGCACGAACUAGCGCCGCCGCCAGGAUCGUUAGUUCCGAAUACAGACAAGCCGCCCAAGAAGCAGCAGCAGAAGCCAAAGAAGAGCUUCGACAUUAUGAAGAAGCUCAAGAGCUUGGCGGAGCGCCAAAAGAAGCGCUUGAAUAUCAAGCGCAUUACGCUCAAGAAGGACGAGAAAAUCGUCCUGGGUGAGCAGCAGAAGAUUAUGAAGCUGAAAGCCUCACCAAAGUCGACCCGCGGCGAGAUACCGCACUUUAUAGAGAAGCAGGACUCCGAUGAUGUGCUUGAGCUGGUGGAGUACGACGAAUCGCCCUGCAGGAAGCGCACCAAAGAGGAGGAGCAGCAGGAUGAGCUGCCCAGCACCAGUGCAGCAGCCAGCGUGCCACAGCCGGACGAGAUCAUUGAGCUGCCCGUGGAGCAGACCAAGACUGAAACGCCCGCCCAGGAAGUCAGCGAGCCAACAACAGAGGCUGUCGAGGAGCCAAUCGGGGCAGAGGCGAAGGUAGAGGCGGAGGCGGUGACGGAGGUGGAGACGCCGCCCAAGAAAACACCACGGCUGCGUCGUGAACAUGUUUACGAGGAGAUUGGCCACGCGGAGUCACAGCUGCCGCUGGAGCAGCCCAUCGUGGAGCUCGAUGCACUGAAGAAGUCGCUAAUACGUCAAGAUAAUCUCACUGUAGAUGACAUCGAGGCAGCCAAGACUGUGCCCCUCGAUCGCAUGGGCAGCAGCGAGGAGGAUCAGGUGGCCGUGGCUGCUGCCGAGAAAUCUGUGGGUCUCUUGGCGCCACUCUCGUCCAUAGACUCCACGUCCUCGGAUGAAGACCGUGCGCGUCUCGCACAGCUGUCGCCCGUUGUCGAGGAGAGCGACGAGCCAUCAGAGAUUACCGAGCUGCGACCAGCAUUGAAGAAGGAAGCUUCGCCGGCGCCAUCCGACAAGAAGGUGACCUUCUCCCACGUCGAGGAUGAGGCCGAGCCGCAUCGCGAGGACAUCGAGCUGCCCGAGGAUGUGCUGGAGGCGGCCACAACGGCGGCCAAACUGAAGAGCGAUAGUGAUCAUGAAUACGAGCCCGUGGGUGUGUCGCCGGCGCGGGAGAUUGAAGCCGCGCCAGCAGCUGAGCCGGCGCCCGCCCCCGCCCCCAACAGCAGCAGCCUCCAGAUACCCAUGGACGUUGACAUUGAACUGAGUUCAGCUGGAAUCACGCCACGCACCGAGUCUCGCACGGACUACGAGAUACACACCAGCCAAGUGGAUUCGAGCGCUUUGGAGGAGCUGCCACUGCAGCCGGAGAAUCGCAAGAAGAGUUUCAUGGCAUCCGCCCAAGAUCGCACGCGCAAGAUGCAGGAUGGCCUCCGGAAUCAGGCGGGCAAGCUGCGCACUAAGCUACGCACGCAGCCUAAGCCGAAGCCCGUCUCGGGCAGUCCCAAGGCCAAGGAGCGCCGACGAUUUGCGCCCGAGUUCUCAAAAAUCAAAAUGCCCGAUAUUAAGCGACCCGACAUGUCCAAGCUGAGGGACAUAAAGCGCCCGGAGUUCACCAAGUUCAACAAGCCCGACAUGUCCAAGUUUAAGCUGCCCGAGAAAUUCUCCACACUGAAGCUGCGACGCAGCAAGAGCUUCAAGGAGAACGAGUCCGAGUUGCCCACCGAGUCCACGGAGUCACCAGCCACCACGGCUGAUGCGGCGCCGGCGCCUGCAAAGAAGAAGUUCGAGUUCAACUUUGGCACCUAUCCACGCGCCUUCCGCAAGAAGAAGCCCGUCGAGGAGACGCCGCCGCCCAUGGAAUCCUCGCUGGGCACAGACCGCCUCAGUGUCAGCGUCAUACCCAGCACCGAGACUCAGCCGUCGCAGACCUCCACGAGCUCGCCGCAGGGCGACCGUGGACCAGGCCCAGUGCGCUCCCGUUGGGCGGACAAGUUCUCCGAUGUGAGCUACAAUGACAGCGAAGGCUCGCGCUACAGACGCUAUGGCAGCGAAUUGGAAAGCUUUGACAGGGAGUCCUCGCUGGAGCGGCGCAUGAAGGAGGACUUGGAGGGCGAUACGGCCAGCGAGGCGCAGCCACAGACCGAAAUGGGCAUCCUUGGUGGCGUGACGGACAGCAAACAGUUUGCCGAGUUCGAUGAGGAGAAUCGCGCCAUACACGAGAUCUCCAGCCAGCGCACCAGGGAGUUCAAGCGCCGACCCAUGGUGCACCAGGACUCGGAUCUGCGCUCUGAGGAUAGCCACGAUGCUGAGGGCUGGACGGAGAAGGAUAUACAGAAGAACAAGCUGCUGCGCAAGGCCGAAAUGGAUGCGGAGGCCAGUUACUAUAAGUACCAUGAGAUGCAGGAUGCCCAGUCGACGGCCAGCUCCGGCAAGAAGGUCGUCAUGGAGCAGAUCGACGAUGACGAGUUCUUCUUGCGCAAGCGCGGCAUCUCCGAGGACAACAUCCAGCUGCGUCAAUACAUCAGCGAUGCCAUACGCGAGGGCUACGAUGCGCCCAAUGCGCUACAGCACGUCGGCCGCUCCGCGCGGCAGGAGGAGCGCGCGAGGACUGAGGACUUCGGCGAUUACGAUGUGCCGCCGCCCAAGCCCCGCCGCCUGCAUCGCAAUUAUCGCCCCGACUUCGAGGACUCGCAGGAGUUCCAGCGCAGCGACUACGGCGACGAUCUGUCCAUGUCACAGAACGGCAGCGACUUCAUGCCCAAGCGGCCAUUGCGCAAGGCACGCAGUCGCAGCAAAUACUCCAUGGAGGGCAGCCAGGACAUACCGAUGGCGGAUGGCGGCAGCAGCAUCCAGUACUUCGACGACGAUGAGGAGUACCUGAGGCCGCCCAUGCGCGAGCAGCCAACGGAAUCGGAGCAGGCCCUCAACAAUCUCAACUACGCUGGCCAGGAGCAGCCCAACACCCAACAGACCCGCCCACAGGCACCCAGACGGCAAAAGAAACGCACACGCGACGACGCAUCUGUGGAGAUGGACGCGGACUCGUUCAUCAAUGGCUUUGGUGGUAGAUCAGUAUCGAACACCUUUUUGCAGCCACACGAAGAUGUAAUUGUUUAUCGCACUGAGCACGAAUAUCAGCAUCACAUACCGUUAGCCACGCCCGACACCUUUACGGACGGCACCUCGGCCCGCACCCAGCGCUCCGAGGAUGAGCGCACCUCGCGUGGCGCCGAAUCGCUGAUCCUGGAUGUGCACACCAAGCCGGAGCUGCUCAGCAAGGAUGCAGCGCCCAGAAUUGAGAGCGAGGAGAAGUUCGUCAUCGACAUGCUGGAGAGCGAUGGCUAUGCGGUGGUGCGCAAGGAGCCCGUGCCAAAGCCGACGCCCCCGGCGCGUCGCAAGAAGUUCACACGUUCGCCCGGUGAGCGUUUCGCCACCCUGCCCAGCAUACGCGGCUCGCGUGGCUCCCCGCCUCCGGCCCGCCCGCCGCCGCCGCAGCAGUAUAUACCUAGCGAGGAUUCGCCACUGCCGCCGCGUCGCAGAUCGGCUGCAAGUCUGGAGGAGAUGACCACCGGCCUGCUGCUCAAGUCAAACUACGCGACCUUGCCAUCCGCACAGCCGGAUCGGGAUCGGGAGCGACAGCAGGCRCAACUGGUGGAGGAGGAGGAUGAUUACGAGGAGCCGGGCGCACUACAGCGACCCGAGUCCCCACGCUCGAAUCUGCAGUCCGGCGAGGUCAUCAACAAAAUGAAGUUCCGACCGCUGCCACCGCCACCACGCCCACCGCGCGAAAAACGCUCAACGAGGGGCGGCAGCGGCUUGGACGAGGACAGCGAGCGCGUGGCUAGCUCCUCGACGGCCGAUAGUACCGAGCAGGGUGAAUUCGAGGUGGAGGUGUCCACACAAACGGACCCAUUGCCAGAUGAUUUUAUUUGCGAGGAGUUUGAGAUUACGGAGGAUAUGAAAAUUAUAGAGCCUCGUCGCCCCACAGGUGGUAAGACUACGCUGGAGGAUUUGCUGCGCAGCACAGAGGCCCAGCAGCCGGAUGAGGUGGAUGGCGCUCCAGUGCUCACAGAGGAUGAGCAGCUAGCCAAGGGACUGCAACGAUUCCGUGAUGCUAAUCAGCGCAGCUUAUCGGAACGCUCACGUGCAUCUUCACAAGCGGAUCGCUCCAAGUCUCUGAGUCGUCCACAGACUCCAUCGUCAGCUGUAAUCAUAGAGCGACGCGUGCCCACGCCUAGCAUCGAAGGCGAUGCCACGGUGCAAGCGUCGCUGAUUGUGCGCCCCAUUAGCGCUGCUGAUUUGGAGGAUGACGAACUGCGUCGUGAGGAGGAGGAGCUAAGACGUGAGGGAUUGCUGUCUGAUAGCUCGGUGCAGAGCAAAUCUGACGUGGAAACAGCCGGUGAGGAGGAUGAGCGUGGCGAGGUCGCCCUUAGCGACUAUGCAGCCAGCUCAGCCGACCUGGAGGCAGCUGUGGAGCAACUGCAGCAGGCGCAGCUCGAGAGUGACUACGACAGCAAGCUGGAGGAUGAUGAAGUGGAGCGUACGCUACGAGAAAGCGAGUACGAUGAAGAGGAUGAUGAGAAGUACUCUGAUCACUUUGACGAGGAAGAAAGUUCGCAACCUAAGGGAGAGACGACAGACCAGGAGCUGGACGAAGCACUCGAAAAGGAGCUGCAAGAGGAAAUGGAAAAGAUGCUGGCCGUGUACAGACAAGCAGAGAUCGCAGAGUCGAGAGCAAAGGCGCUCGCCGAGGAGCAACCCACAUCCGAAGAGGAGCACGUGCUAUCAGAGGAAGAGCGCAUUCUAUCUGAUACAGAGCAGGUGCUGUCCGAAGUGGAGCAGGCACCAUCCGAGGUAGAAACUGUACAAUCUGAAAUGGAGCCGGCUCAAUCCGACGCUGAGCCUGCUCUAUCCGAAGCUGAGCCGGCUCUAUCCGAACCUGAGCCUGCUUUAUCCGAAGCACAGCCUGUUUUAUCCGAGGUAGAGCCAGAGGAGCCGUCACAAGUGGAGCAAAUUACAGUGGAAGAAGCACCCAUUAGGAAGACCAUUGUACAUGAGCCCACUGAAGCAGAAGUCGAUGCCAAAUUCGUUGCCUCUUUACCCACCGAACCUGCUACGGCCUACAGCCAAGAACUGCCCGCAGAAGCAGCAGGAGCCGAGCCAGAGGCGACGCCCUUGCCGCCGCCACGUCGUAAAUCCACCACAUUCGUCGAACCGACAGCUACUUCAAUAUUGACCAUUGCCGAGCAGGUGAGCCGCGAGCUAACGCCCAUUCAGGCGCUGCGAGCCUCGCCUCCGCUGCAGCUGCCCACCCACAUCCAGGAGCUGGAGGUGGAGCGACUGCGGGUGCAUGCGCUGCAGGCUGGACAGAUUCAGGUGUCCCAGCUGCACGGCGGGCAAGUCACAGCCGAUGACCUGGCCUGCAAAUCGGGUCAGCUGGUGGUGCAGAACAUUAAUCUGCCACCCGGUUUUAUAGACGAUAUUGUGGAGCGUGUCAAGGAGCAGCGUCCAUCGUUGCUGACCAGCGAAACACAGACGAGCCGUCAAGCCAGCAGUGAACCCGCCACUAGCGAUGUGGAGCCACCCACCAAGCCGCCACGCCAAGGCAAGAUCAAUGAGUCAACGCCUGCAGCCACCCAGAGCAAUCUGGACGAGCAGACACAAACAGAAGCCGCAAUGCUUCCAUUGCCACCACCGCCACCUGUGUAUCCCAGUGUCGAGUAUCUGCAAUCCCUGGCUCCAUUGGCCUUCUACAACUUGCAGCGCAGUGCUGAAGCGGAGCAGGCAGGAGCAGCAGCUGCUCCUGGCAGCUCGGAACGCAAGGCGCCACACAAAUGCCGACGUCGCCAUGUGCACGAAGAGCAACAGGAACUCGACUCCGACUCAGAGCUGGAGGAACAACUCGAGAGGGCGCGUCCUCGUUCGCGUUCGCGUCGCUCGCGCACGCGCAGCGCUACACAGGCAAUGGAGGAGUUCGAUGAUGAUCAGCCCAAGACAGUGGCGCAGGCCGGUCGACAGUUCCUUUCCGUUUGUAGCCUAGAGCUGAUUAACAUAAUCAACCACCUGACCCACUUUGUCCGCGGAGAGGUUGAGCCGGUGCAGCAGCCCAGAAAUAUAUCCUCGCUGAUGGUGCUCUUCAUAUUGAUCACCUUCGCUGUGAUCGUCUUUCUGCUGACGGGUCGCCAGGUGCACACACACCAUUGGGACUACUUCAAUCCGCCGAGCAACGAGGGUAGGCAAACGUGAAAUCUAAAGAGCUCCCCAGAUUUUGGACAUUUUGUGGCUUGGAUAUUUUGUAUACCAAAUGAUACUUGGGCAAUUUUUCUUUGCAUUUUGGAGCAUGAAACGAAUUUAGAAAGCGUCGGGCACCAGCCGAACGCUCGAAACCAAAGGCCUUAACAUUAAUGAUAUAUACUACAUACUAACAAAAUAAAUACUUUAGGAAGGAUGCAAAGUGAGAGGCGAUGCCUGUGCUACUCUAGUCGCAGCUUAACAACUAAUCAAUCGAACAACAAUCAGUCAAUCAGUCAAUCAAUCCCAGUUCAGUAACAAACACACUGACUUAUAUAGAACAUAUAUCUCAUACUAACCGAAAUACAAGAACAAUAUCAUGUUUUUCUACAAUACUCCCAAAACAACAACAGCAACAACAACAAUAACUAAAGAUCAUGUAUUAAAUAUGUACUUAAACUAAGUAAA